This is a messenger RNA of Cyphomyrmex costatus, 831 nucleotides long. RefSeq lists its product as uncharacterized. The record is from RefSeq and is a predicted model, not a curated record. NCBI's taxonomy places the organism in Eukaryota, Metazoa, Arthropoda, Insecta, Hymenoptera, Formicidae. Gene Ontology annotation, cellular component: nucleus. Bases 168 to 776 code for a protein of 202 amino acids. The transcript is spliced from 4 exons.
CUGAUUCCGCGUGAACUUUUUCACAAGUCACAGCGAUUACGUAACAGUGUCAAAAGUGAAAUCACUAAACACGAUAGGGAUUAUGAAAAUAACUAGACAGUGUUUGUUUUGCCGCGAUGUUUUCAAAUGUGAAACAGUCAGUCAACGUGUAACAGUAAACAGAAAAAAUGAAUGUUACGAGUAAACAAAAAGAGAUGUUAUUAACAUUAUUGAAGGCUAAUCCAGAAUUGGUAAGAGGACGCAUGAAUAGAAAAAGCGAAAGUCGCCGAAAACUUGCGGAAGGUUGGGAUGAAAUCGCUAAUAAUAUUAACGCGCAUGCAGUAGGACCUAAAAAAAAUGGGAAAGAAUGGGCAAAGACAUGGAAAGAUAUUAAAUCAUAUAUAUUAAAAAAAGAAGCGAAAAGGCGUAAUUAUAUGCAAGGAACUGGAGGCGGUCCUAGUAUUAAUAUAUCUUUCACAAAUUUUGAAGAAGAAGUUAUAGAAUUCUUAACACCUGAGGCAGCUGGACUAGAAGGUAUUCCUGAAGGUGGUAUCAAUUUAACAUUAAAUGAAAAGGAUCAAGAAGUAGAAGAAAUAAAUGUGCAAACAGUUGAAGAGAAUACAGAGAUAGAUAUGGAAAUAAAUGAAAAUGCAGAAAAUAUAUCAACAAACAUAUCUAUACCUGAACAAAACAUGUGUGAGCAAAGACAAAAACAAAACUCAUUUCUAAAAAGAUUUGAUGCUAGAAAAGGAAUCUCAAUGCAUCAGCUAUCCUGUGAUAUGUUACAAAUACAAUAAAAAAAGUAUCAACUAAAAAAAAAACAAUUAAAGCUUAUGAAGAAAACUUUAAGCA